Molecule: messenger RNA, 3514 nt
Organism: Herpailurus yagouaroundi (jaguarundi)
Lineage: Eukaryota; Metazoa; Chordata; Mammalia; Carnivora; Felidae
Gene: LMBR1
Product: limb development membrane protein 1
Exons: 17
Coding region: 178-1569 (463 amino acids)
Biological process (GO): signal transduction
Cellular component (GO): plasma membrane
Molecular function (GO): transmembrane signaling receptor activity
Source: RefSeq, a predicted model, not a curated record
UCUGCAGCCGGAGCGGCUUCGCCUGAGGCGGCGGCUGAGGCGGCCGAAGCGGCGCCGGGGGUCGUGGUCGCCGGCCCUGCGGCGGCCCGCUGUCAGUCUGCUCCCGUCCCGGGCCGGCGGGCGAUGGUGCGGCGGAGCGCGCGGACGCGGGCGGCGCGGCGGCGGGCAUGAGGGAGGAUGGAAGGGCAAGAUGAGGUGUCGGCGCGGGAGCAGCACUUCCACAGCCAAGUGCGGGAGUCCACGAUAUGUUUCCUUCUUUUUGCCGUUCUCUACGUUGUUUCCUACUUCAUCAUUACCAGAUACAAGAGAAAAUCAGAUGAACAAGAAGAUGAAGACGCCAUAGUCAACAGGAUUUCGUUGUGUUUGAGCACGUUCACGCUGGCGGUGUCGGCCGGGGCGGUUUUGCUUUUACCCUUCUCCAUAAUCAGCAACGAGAUCCUGCUCUCCUUUCCUCACAACUACUACAUUCAGUGGCUGAAUGGCUCCCUGAUUCAUGGUCUGUGGAAUCUUGCUUCCCUCUUUUCCAACCUCUGUUUAUUUGUGCUGAUGCCCUUUGCCUUUUUCUUCCUGGAAUCAGAGGGUUUUGCUGGCCUGAAAAAGGGAAUCCGAGCCCGAAUUUUAGAGACUCUGGUCAUGCUUAUUCUUCUCGCGUUGCUUAUUCUUGGGAUAGUGUGGGUCGCCUCCGCGCUCAUUGACAAUGACGCUGCCAGCAUGGAGUCUUUGUAUGAUCUCUGGGAGUUCUACCUACCCUAUUUAUAUUCCUGUAUAUCUUUGAUGGGAUGUUUGUUACUUCUCUUGUGCACCCCCGUCGGCCUCUCCCGCAUGUUCACAGUGAUGGGGCAGUUGCUGGUGAAGCCAACGAUUCUUGAAGACCUGGAUGAACAAAUUUAUAUUAUUACCCUGGAAGAGGAAGCACUCCAGAGACGACUAAAUGGACUGUCUUCAUCAGUGGAAUGCAAUAUAAUGGAGUUGGAACAAGAACUUGAAAAUGUGAAGACCCUUAAGACAAAAUUAGAGAGGCGAAAAAAAGCUUCAGCAUGGGAAAGAAAUUUGGUGUAUCCCGCUGUUAUGGUUCUCCUCCUUAUUGAAACAUUCAUCUCGGUCCUCCUGGUGGCCUGUAAUAUUCUUUGCCUGUUGGUUGAUGAAACAGCCAUGCCAAAGGGAACAAGGGGCCCUGGGAUAGGAAAUGCUUCUCUGUCUGCUUUCGGUUUUGUGGGAGCUGCACUUGAGAUCAUUUUGAUUUUCUAUCUUAUGGUGUCCUCUGUCGUCGGUUUCUAUAGCCUCCGGUUUUUCGGAAACUUUAUUCCCAAGAAGGAUGACACAACUAUGACAAAGAUCAUUGGGAAUUGUGUGUCCAUCUUGGUCUUGAGCUCCGCCCUGCCUGUGAUGUCAAGAACACUGGCCCCUGUUCAGAGGUCUUCAGAUCUUGCGUGCGUAUGUGGACAUAGCGGGUGCCUCCGCGGGAGUUGUGAAGUCCUCACCUGGGUUACCUGGAUCCUAACUCUUUGGUCAGCGUUCUUGUUUCUUCUGUUGACUCCUGACUUCUGUGUGCUGUCCAGUGGGAAUUAAAAGAGGAAAAGGUUUCGAGAUCAUUUCCUGUACUGGAACUCAGUCAUCUGGCUGCAUAAGCUUCACUUAUCAGACACGUCAAGGGAUUCAGAGACAUCAAAGCCGUCUGCAAACGGGCAUCACAAAGCACUGUGAGAACGCGCAGCGCUCUGCCACUGACCCGGGAGCCCCCGGCUCCCGACCGACCGCCCCGUCGGUCAGAAAUGACUCGCCCCGGCGGUGCCUCCCGGUGAGCGCCCGGGCCCGGCGGCGCCACCGCUUUCACAGUCUCCUAAGAACUCGGCCGCCACAGGCCACGUGUCCGUUUAACUCCGUGCGGACCCCCUACUCGCCGGCCAGACAGGCUCCUCGGGGCGGCACGUUCUUCUGUGGACGCGGGUGCUGGCGGCGGUUGGUACAGUCACCCAGACGAGCAUGUUUUGAGGCCAACUCCGGGGCUUUCUAAGAACUCAGUUAAAUCCCAUUAUAUACUUUGUUCAGGACGGAGAAGGCCGCGAGAAAGGCAUCCUUGGUGCUUGGCUGUGAAGUGAAGGCCCUGCAGACACGCAGGCUUACGGCUGCCCCCGUUGGGUGGCGCAUGGGGACGCAGCGCUUGCAGAUGAGGUUUCUCCCCUCCUUAGGGAAAAGGACAGAAGCAUAUAGUUCCGGGUUUUGUUUCAGGGUGAUAGCGAUUGGCCUUUGAGUCCAGGGAGGAAGGCGAAAUUCUUGUAAAACCCGAUCCGUGGGAGGACACGUGGGAACGCCUGCCACCGCGCGGUGUGGUCAGCUCGGCCGGAAGUAGUACGUGGUCACCGUUCUCCGACGUCUCACGUGUAUGCGACUCAGUAUUACCUCUCGUAACAUAGUUGCCGGUGUUGAAUACACUUGUAACUUAGAUUUUGCCUUAUAGGCUAUGUGUACACUCGGUUUUUUAAAGCAUUUCUUCAGAUAUCUCUCAGUUCCUUGUUCUCCUGUGUCCCGUUAUGAAACUACAAAUCAUCUGUGGUAGAAACCCCGCUGUCACCACACUCUUCAGGCUUUGGUUCCUUUCGUAUAUGCCGAUUUAAACCUCAGAUUUAUAAAAGUUACCAGGUUACCACCCAGAUGCACAAUAUCAGCAUUCAUGAUGUAAGAAUAGCUCUACGAUGUAUCGUGAUCAGAUAAUCAUUCAGUUACUGAAUUGUAAAUAAUUCUUGGGAUGGCUUCUUGACUUUAAGUCCACUGAAUAAAACUAUAAAAUUGUACUCUGUGUUACGAGGCACUAGGAUAGGGUACUGAAAAUUGUGCAUGCAGACACGUGACACGAGCCCCUUUGCACACAAUUCAUAGUUAUGCAGUCUCCAGAAACACUUACGUUCACAUGCACUGUGUGUAUGGCAAUAGAUUGUCUGUGUUCAGACAAAAGUAAAAGAACAGUUUUCUCAAGUUGUUUUUUGGAGAAAUUUAUGAAAAUCCGGCUGUAUAUAUUUGACAUAAAAAAUUUCCAUUUAGAGCCAAAAUAAUAAGAAAAAUUAAUCUGUGUAUUCCUCAGUUCCAUUGAGUAUACCUCUCCUUUAUUUAUACCUCUGCAUUUCCUUCUGAGCUUCUCUGCUUGUUAAGAUGCAGCUUCGUUGUAAAAUAAAAGACCAUUUUGUGAUUCUAAACAACUCAGUAAAUACCACCAGUGUAGCAUUGGGAAUCUCUCAGCAUGAGACCUGCAUAGUGAGCAAAUGAACAGAAGAUGGCUAUUUCCUAAUUUCACUGAUAAUCACACCUAUUUAAACAUUAAUUGCAAGCUUUGAUUUUUACUGAAACUUGCUUGCAAUCCAUAUUUUGAACAGACCUGGUCAAGGAAAGAAGAGAAAAGAAAGUUCUUUCAGUAAAAGAACAUCACUUGUAACUUAACAUCCGUAGGAAGUUCCUGGGUGUUUGUAAGAUGUCUGAGAAUUUCUGAGUCAAAUAUUAAACUUUUCAAUGUCUGUAUCAA